AUUCUUUUAAGAAAAACAAUUAUUAUUUCAAUUUUUAUAAUAUAAAACCUGUUUUGUUUUUUUAAAAAGAAAUAUUUUUUAUAAAAAUAAAAAAUUAAAACUAUUUCUAUCUUAAAAUAAACAAACCCAAAAAAAUUUUAUUUUUUUAAUAAUAAAUUAUAUUAUUUGUAAAUAAUUUUUUAAUAACAUCAACAACAAUAUAAAAAAAAAAGAAAAAAAACCAAUUUUUUUAUUUAUUAAACAAGUGUAAUAAUAAAAAAAAAUAAUAGUAAUAACCAUAACAGUAAUAAUUUUUUAAAAAUGAAAGAUUCAAUUGUUAUACCAACUGUAAAUUUAGCAAAUUUAUCAAACAUCAACAAAUCGCCAACAUCAUCAAAUCCAUGUUCUCCACAUACUAAAAUUAUGGUAUCCACUCCAUACGAAUUUGAUGGAUGUAUGUUGUGUGUUAACGGUACUCCAAGUUGUUUACAAAAGAGAAGAGCCACAUGGACAUUAAAACUUCGUGUUGCACUCUAUUGCCUCAGUGUUUUACACCCAGAAAAGAAAUAUUUUAACUUAAAGAAAGAUAUCUAUACCUAUGUUGACUCUCACUGGGACCACUUAUCAAUAAACACUGCCAAAUCCGAUCGUUGGAGAAAACAAGUUCAAGAUUCACUCUCACAUUGCCGUCAUUUUGAAAGUGGUUGGGAUGCAAUGGGUUGUAAUGGUCAUUGGAGACUCAUCCAACCAUUAAACCCAUGGGCCUUACCACCAGAUAAGGAAGGUUCAAUCUAUGAUGACGAAGAAAGCUCAGGUGGUAUUUGUUUAACCCCAGAAGCUGGUUUAUCACCACGUACAACUAAAAGUCCAAGAGAAGAUCCAUUAUAUAGAAAUUUCCCAAAAAGAAGACCAACACAAACCGCACAACAACAUCAACAACAACAACAACAAUCUGUAAAUAAUGAUAGUGAAGAAAUUGAAAAUAGAAAAAGAAAAGCAAAUGAUGAAGAACGUUUCACUGAAGAAGAAUUAUUAUUACUUAAAUACAGUCCUAUGAUUUUCUCUGAUACCCCAUCACCAAAAUGUAGAACCCCAAGAGGUAAUAAUCCAGCAAGCAUUUCUUCUGCUAACUCAUCAACCACUAGUCCAUCUAUAAUCGGAAACUCACCAUUGUUAACUGCUGCCGGUGUCCACUUUUCUUUAUCGAAUUUCAACAAUAACUUAAAUUUAAAUGGUCCAAUUCACACUCCACCACAACAAUCAAUCAAUAACAACUCCUCAAUUAAUAAUAUUACAAUUUUAGAUAAUGGAAAUUCUUCUCCACCAUACUCUUCACCAUCUUUACAAUCAAACUCUAAUACCACACACUCACCACCAAUCCCAGCCAAUCCUUUCAGUCCAUGGAAGAAUAAUGGUGGAUCAAAUAGCAAUAAUGUAAAUAGCGCUGGUAACUCACCAUCCAAAAGCCCAUCUCUAUUUGGUUCAAAUGGUAUCGAAGAUUUCAAAGUUUGUCCAUUACCAAACCCAUUCGGCGGCAACAAUUAUAAGGUCAACUCCCAAACCACUCCUGGUUUCACAGUUAGCAACAAUAGCUCAUUAAAAGUUCCUUCUGAAUUAUUAAAAUCCUCAAUUAUUAAUAAUCAUUUGACCCAACAAGCAGCCGCCGCUCAACAACAACAAGCCUCUCAGCAACCAAACAACAAUUCUCCAAGUAACAAUCCACCAACCUCCCCAAGAACUGGUGAAAAAUUAACCAAACUUCAACAACAAAAUUUAAUUUUAAAUUGUACUUAUUAGAGAGGGUGGUGUUUAUAAUGGGUUUCGUUUUAUAUGGCGUCGUACAUUGUGAGGUGCAACCAUAGAGCAUGGAUUCCGUUUUAAAAUUGCGUAAAGAAAUUUUUUUUUUAAUUUUAUAUAGGCGAUAGUUAAAAAAAAAUUUCAAAAUUGUAAAUAUAUUUUAAACAAUCAACUCUAUAAUCAACACACUAUACAUCCAUAUACAAUCAAACUCAUAACUAUUUUAAAAAUAACUAUUUAUAUUUAAAAAAAAGACUGACACAUAAAUCGAUCAUGUUAUGUGUUUUUUUUCUAUAGUUUUUCUUUUAUAUUAUAAUACAUUUUUAAAAUAAUAAUCUGUAAAUUAGUAAAUAAAAAUAUAUAAUAAAAUAAUCUAAUAAUAAUAAUUAUAAUAAUGCGCUAAAUAAUAAUAUCACUUGUUUUAAAAAAUAAAUUAAAAAAAAAAAAAAAAAAAAUAAUAAUAAUACAAAAAAGAUUCUUCAAUCCAACACUUAACUAUUUUUUAUCAAUAUCCAAAUAGUUAUAUCAAUACAUAUUAAUAUACCAAUAAUUAAAUGUAUAGCUAGCACAGAUAGAUUUAAAUUAAAUCUAUCAUAAUGUGUCUUAUAUUUUACUUCAAAAAAAAAAACCAAAAAAAAAAAAAAAAAUAAAUAAAAACUUAAAUUUAAACU
Dictyostelium purpureum is the source of this 2447-nucleotide messenger RNA. RefSeq lists its product as uncharacterized. The transcript is spliced from 2 exons. NCBI's taxonomy places the organism in Eukaryota, Evosea, Eumycetozoa, Dictyosteliales, Dictyosteliaceae. The record is from RefSeq and is a predicted model, not a curated record. Bases 301 to 1776 code for a protein of 491 amino acids.